AAGAAAAAUGGGGAGAGCCCGGGACAGCCGGAGCGACCGGGCCGGAGGGGCGGGGGGGAGACACAUUCCUAUAGUAACAGGGAUGGCGUGAUACAGUCCCAGCUGGUUGCUAAGAGGGUUAAACUGUAUCCAAACAGCUUUGGGGAAAUCCAGCCCCUUCUCCUGCCACAUGGAUCGACUCAUUGGGUGGGAGCUGCAGAGAGACAAGGGUCUCCAGCAAAUCAGCGCCUAAUUGAUUAAGGCGAGCUGGUUUGAAUAGAGCUGGCCAUGUGCCAAUCGCCUUUCAAAGAGCCCCUCUAUGAUUAAUCGCAAUGCAUUAUUGAUAAUCAUAAUUAUAGCAGGACACAUGCGCGUAAUUUUUUAUUCUGCCCCAGCUGAUGUUUGAGCCAGCAUGUCGCGGAGGAAGCAGGCGAAGCCUCAGCAUUUCCAGUCCGACCCCGAUCUGGCCUUAUUACCCCAGCGAAAUGUGGAAGGCAAUGUAGACUGCAGGCAGCCUUCAAUUUUAAGAUCUGUUUUUUAUAAAGAGACACAGAAAAGGGUCAAGCAAAUCGAACCACUAAGAACAAGGACGCCCAUGUCUGUGGCAGGUGCUGUGCUGAGUUCUUUGAAUUAUCAGAUCUCCUGCAACACAAGAAGAACUGUACUAAAAAUCAAUUAGUUUUAAUUGUGAAUGAAAAUCCAGCUUCUCCUUCUGAAACCUUCCCUCCUAGUUCCCCUUCUGAUAAUCCUGAUGAACAGAUGAAUGACACAGUUAAUAACACAGAUCAAGUAGACUGCAGUGACCUUUCAGAGCAUAACAAACUUGACAAGGAAGAAUCCAUGGAUGUGGAGGCUUCCAGCAUUAACAAUAGCAGUAGCAGUUCCAAGAGCAUCAACAAUAGUAUUACAAGCAGUAACAGCUCCACAAUGGGUACCUCAGCUGUAACAACCUCUCUACCUCAAAUAGGGGAUCUGACAACAUUAGGCAACUUUUCGGUGAUAAAUAGCAAUGUAAUAAUCGAAAACCUUCAAAGUACUAAAGUGGCAGUAGCACAGUUCUCACAAGAAGCAAGAUGUAAUGGUGCAUCAAAUAAUAAGGUUGCUGUACCUGCCCUAAUGGAGCAACUGUUGGCUUUACAGCAACAACAGAUCCACCAGUUGCAACUGAUUGAACAAAUUCGUCACCAAAUAUUAUUGUUGGCCUCCCAAAACACAGACAUGCCAACAUCUUCUAGUCCUUCUCAAGGUACAUUACGAACAUCUGCCAACCCCUUAUCCACAUUAAGUUCACAUUUAUCCCAGCAGCUGGCUGCAGCAGCUGGAUUAGCACAAAGCCUUGCUAGUCAAUCUGCCAGCAUCAGUGGUGUAAAACAACUACCCCCUAUACAGCUACCUCAGAGCAACCCUGGCAACACUAUAAUUCCAUCCAGUAGUGGCUCUUCUCCAAAUAUUAACAUAUUGGCAGCAGCAGUUACAACACCGUCCUCAGAAAAAGUGGCUUCAAGUAUUGGUGGCUCACAGCUCAACAACCCACCAGUAUCAGCAUCAUCUUCACCAGCUUUUGCAAUAAGCAGUUUAUUAAGUCCUGCAUCUAAUCCACUUCUACCUCAGCCCACCCCUAGUAACUCUGUUUUCUCCACCCCUUUGUCCAAUAUUGGAACACCUGCAGAGGAUUUAAACUCCUUGACUGCCUUGGCACAGCAAAGAAAAAGCAAGCCACCAAAUGUAACUGCUUUUGAAGCAAAAAGUACUUCAGAUGAGGCAUUCUUUAAACAUAAAUGCAGGUUCUGUGCUAAAGUGUUUGGGAGUGACAGUGCCUUGCAGAUUCACUUACGUUCUCACACCGGCGAGAGGCCAUUCAAAUGCAACAUAUGUGGAAACCGGUUCUCCACCAAGGGAAACUUAAAAGUCCAUUUUCAGCGUCAUAAAGAAAAAUACCCUCAUAUUCAAAUGAAUCCAUACCCUGUGCCAGAGCAUUUGGACAAUAUUCCUACAAGCACAGGUAUUCCUUAUGGAAUGUCUAUACCACCUGAGAAACCUGUAACCAGCUGGCUGGACAGCAAGCCAGUCUUGUCGACUCUGACAACUUCUGUUGGCCUGCCACUCCCACCAACAAUUCCAAGUUUGACGCCAUUUAUCAAAACUGAGGAGCCUCAACCUAUUCCCAUUAGCCAUCCUUCGGCUAGCCCUCCGUGUUCUGUCAAAAGUGACUCGGGAGGAGCUGAUUCUGCCACAAGAAAUUCAAAUGGACUUUCAGAUGAGGUAGAGGCUGGUGGUUUGCCUAACUCACACAGCAAAACAGAAGAAAGCACUCAAAAUUCAAACUCUAUCACUAACGCUAACAACUCGGUGAGCUCUCCGGCAGCAGACUCUGGCUCCAGCAGUGCCGUCACUUUCACAAAUCCACUGAUGCCUCUAAUGUCAGAGCAAUUUAAAGCAAAGUUUCCAUUUGGAGGACUGUUAGAUUCAACACCGGCAUCAGAAACGUCAAAAUUGCAGCAACUGGUAGAAAAUAUUGAUAAAAAGGCAACCGACCCCAAUGAGUGCAUUAUUUGCCAUCGAGUUCUCAGUUGCCAGAGUGCAUUAAAAAUGCAUUAUCGCACACAUACUGGUGAAAGGCCAUUUAAAUGUAAAAUCUGUGGUCGUGCAUUCACUACUAAAGGAAAUCUAAAAACUCAUUAUAGUGUUCAUCGUGCCAUGCCCCCAUUGAGAGUACAACAUUCAUGUCCGAUCUGCCAGAAAAAGUUCACCAAUGCUGUUGUGUUGCAGCAGCAUAUUAGAAUGCAUAUGGGAGGACAGAUUCCCAAUACCCCCAUCACUGAAAACUAUCCUGAGUCAAUGGAAUCUGAUACUGGAUCUUUUGAUGAGAAGAAUUUUGAUGAUCUAGACAACUUCUCAGAUGAGAACAUGGAAGACUGUCCUGACAGCAGCGUGCCAGAUACACCUAAAUCUGUUGAUGCAUCACAAGACAGUUUAUCUUCUUCACCUCUCCCACUGGAAAUGUCAAGUAUUGCUGCUUUGGAAAAUCAAAUGAAAAUGAUCAAUGCCGGACUUGCUGAGCAACUUCAAGCAAGCUUAAAGUCGGUUGAAAAUGGGUCAGUGGAGGGGGAUGUUAUGACUAAUGAUUCAUCAUCUGUUGGUGGUGAUAUGGAGAGCCAAAGUGCUGGAAGUCCUGCUGUCUCAGAGUCUACCUCUUCUAUGCAGGCCUUGUCCCCAUCCAACAGCACAAAUGAUUACCACAAAUCACCUAGUAUUGAAGAGAAACAAGUAAGAGCUUUACCAAGUGAGUUUGCCAAUGGUUUGUCUCCAGCCCCAGCUAAUGGUGGUGCUUUGGAUUUGACAUCUAGUAACACAGAUAAAAUGAUUAAAGAAGAGUCUCUGAGUAUGCUGUUUCCUUUCAGAGAUAGAGGUAAAUUUAAAAAUACAGCAUGUGACAUUUGUGGCAAAACAUUUGCUUGUCAGAGUGCCUUGGACAUUCAUUACAGAAGUCAUACCAAAGAGAGACCAUUUAUUUGCACAGUUUGCAAUCGUGGCUUUUCCACAAAGGGUAAUUUAAAGCAGCAUAUGUUGACACAUCAAAUGCGAGAUCUACCAUCACAACUUUUUGAACCCAAUUCCAAUAUUGGCCCUAAUCAGAACUCUUCCGUUAUGCCUGCUAAUUCACUGUCAUCACUCAUAAAGACUGAAGUUAAUGGCUUUGUGCAUGGCUCGUCUCAGGAUAGUAAAGAAGCACCCCCUGGUCUGGUUCCUUCAGGGCCUCUGCCAUCUUCUGCCACAUCACCGGUUCUGCUUCCAACUCUACCCAGAAGAACUCCCAAACAGCACUACUGCAACACAUGUGGGAAAACCUUUUCUUCCUCCAGUGCUUUGCAGAUUCAUGAAAGGACACACACAGGUGAAAAGCCUUUUGCCUGCACUAUAUGUGGAAGAGCUUUCACAACAAAGGGCAAUCUCAAGGUUCACAUGGGCACUCAUAUGUGGAACAGCACUCCUGCCAGGCGAGGCAGACGACUUUCUGUGGAUGGUCCCAUGACAUUUCUAGGAGGCAAUCCUGUAAAAUUCCCAGAAAUGUUUCAGAAAGAUUUGGCUGCAAGGUCAGGAAAUGGAGAUCCUUCCAGCUUCUGGAAUCAGUAUGCAGCUGCACUCUCCAAUGGCUUGGCUAUGAAGACCAAUGAGAUCUCAGUCAUUCAGAAUGGUGGCAUUCCUCCAAUUCCUGGAAGCCUGGGUAACGGUGGUAGUUCACCUAUUAGUGGCUUGACGGGAAGCCUGGAGAAGCUCCAGAAUUCAGAACCUAAUGCACCUCUAGCUGGUCUGGAGAAAAUGGCAAGCAAUGAAAAUGGGACAAACUUCUGUUUUACACGUUUUGUGGAAGACAACAAAGAAAUUGUAACAAAUUAGAACAAACCUUAAAAAGUAACAUUCCUGCAAAUAGUGCAACCUAGGGUUGUUUUUUUCAAGUCAACAAACUACAACAUUAUAAAGACCUUCUUUUGUACCAUGUUCUACUUCUAGAGUUCUAAGAGAGCUUAUUUAUUAGUGAUAUAACCUUGCUUUGCAAACAAAUGCAAGCAUUAACUUUGGUCUCUUGUAUUUUGAACUAAAUACUAAUCGACUAGAGUGCUGUAAACUUGCUGUAACAUUUAUGGCAGUUGCAAGUCUGUUCUGCUAGGUGAUCUUAUUCUGGCAUUAACUUAUUUUCUAUACCCAGUUUAACAUGAACUCUGGUAUUGAUGCAAUGCCUCAGUGAUGCAUUAGAUCUCUAAUAAAAGUCUGUAUAUAAAUGUACACUUUGAUCCUGCUGGAAAUUUUAUCAGCAAACACAAAGUUUAAUUUUCCAAACAGAAUUACGAAAAGGACUGAAAACCGAGAUUAUAAACUGAACAGCGUGGGUCCUUUACACAAGCUCAGUUUUUGAUUUUUAUUAUAAAAUUAAAACUGCUUUAAUUUUUGUAGAUUUAACAUUUUCCGUUUUGAACUGUUAUUUGUAUUGUGCUUUUUACUUGAGUCGUCUUAAAUGUUAAUACGUUUCUGUACAGUAAUAAGCACGCAGAUUAUUAGAGACGAUACAAAAGUGUUGUUUUGGUAGUUGAAACUGAGACGUAACAUUUUGCCUUGUAGGUAUAUUCAUUAUAGAAAGUGUGCUGGACUUUCACAAUGCUGCUAAGUAUAGCAUCUUAAACAACCUUCCAUGGACAACUGUAGAUGCUCCUGUAUAUACUAUAAGAAAUAUCACUUGCAUUAAAAUGUACAUAUGUUCCUUACAAGACCAAGCCCUACUUCUUGACUGAGGGAACAAGUAUAGUGUUUGUUUAUUUUGUAUUAGGCAUGGGGGGAGGGGGGAAAUCUUGGACUGUUACAUGCACUUUCCUGGAAAGUUGAAAGGAGAAGAAGUCCAGUUUCUUUAACAUUUAAUACUUACUAACAGCAGAGAUACUGUAAUUUUACUCGAGUAAUCAAAUACAUUUUUUGCAACAGAUAAAUGUUGUCUCUGUGUUUUUUAAAUUAGACUGUCCUCAGUAAUAUCUUUGAAUGUAUUUAACUUUUCUCUUGGGUAACAUGAACUAUCCAAGUAUGUGUAUAUAUAUGUUUAUAUUUGUAAAUAUGUGUGCGUGUGUCUGUAUUAAUGGAUAGUAUAUAUUUUUUCACAACUGUUAAGAAUGGGAGCUUUGUCCUUACCUGUUCAGUGAUAUCAACUACCCCAGUCAUCACAUCGGUGGCUAUUUUGGGAUUGUUUUAAUAUAUUAUAUAUAGGGCCAGCGAUGGCCUAAUGGAGACUUGGUAAGUUCUUUUUCAAGCAAAUGCACAUUGAUUUGAAGAUCUGAUUUCCAGUUCCAAAUGUUUUAUAUUUUGUAUUUACUUCAUAUGAUUUGUGGAAUGUUUGUGGUAUGUUAUGAUUUCACUCCAUAUGUUACGAGGUUUAUGACUCCAUUGUGAGAAAAAAUGGAACUUGCACAUUACAGGCAUGAUCCAACCUUUUUAUGCAACCCCAGUUAAAUCCAUUAACUUUGAGAACGUUGUAAAGAAUCAGAAUUGGACCCAAGGUUUUCAUAGAGGGGAGUUUUUUCCCCCCCAUCUCCUGCCCCUGCCUCCCACCCUCCCAAAAGACCCCCUCUCCCAAAUGAGAGAUCAAUUUGGCAGUGUUUAGAUUAUCCAGACUUAAAGCAAACAUUAUGUGUAUGUAUAUAUGUAUACAUAUGUAUAUAUGUGUUUAUAUAUUUUAUACUACUGAUAUUCAAGUAUUUUGAGGACUUAAUUUUUUUUUAAGACUAUGCACCUGCUAUCCUAUUUACUUCUGGUAUCUUCAAUUAGGGGUUGGGAAGAAUGUAAAUAUAAUACUGAGACAAAACCUGGAUGUUAUCUACUGUGCAAGAUCUAUUUUUAAAGGAAAUUUUAGAUCAAAACUGUAGUGGGGUACCUGGAUAUCUUUGAGGAGCUGGGACCUUAACAAUUUUUGUUUUCCUGUUUGUUUUUAUUGUUAAUCUAUAUAUAAAAAGUAAUUUUGGUCUAUAAUAUGCAUUUCUGUUAAUAUGUACUAGAACAGUACAGGCAGCCCAGUUUACAACAUGAGCAUUUGAGGAUAUUUAAAUCACUUUUGCCCUCAGGAAAAAGUAAACUAAACUUUAAUCAUAUUAUCAAAGAUACUAAAUAUGAAUCUUUUUAGAAUAACUUAAUUUUUGUG
This is a messenger RNA of Alligator sinensis (Chinese alligator), 6658 nucleotides long. It is a transcript of the gene SALL1, whose product is annotated as spalt like transcription factor 1. Lineage: Eukaryota; Metazoa; Chordata; Crocodylia; Alligatoridae. The record is from RefSeq and is a predicted model, not a curated record. The transcript is spliced from 5 exons. Gene Ontology annotation, biological process: regulation of transcription by RNA polymerase II. Gene Ontology annotation, cellular component: nucleus. The coding region runs from base 739 to 4377 and encodes 1212 amino acids. Gene Ontology annotation, molecular function: RNA polymerase II cis-regulatory region sequence-specific DNA binding; DNA-binding transcription factor activity, RNA polymerase II-specific.